Messenger RNA from Centropristis striata (black sea bass), 7247 nucleotides. RefSeq names its product anoctamin 3 (gene ano3). Gene Ontology annotation, molecular function: chloride channel activity; protein dimerization activity. NCBI's taxonomy places the organism in Eukaryota, Metazoa, Chordata, Actinopteri, Perciformes, Serranidae. The transcript has 25 exons. Gene Ontology annotation, biological process: chloride transmembrane transport. Bases 132 to 3119 code for a protein of 995 amino acids. The record is from RefSeq and is a predicted model, not a curated record. Gene Ontology annotation, cellular component: plasma membrane.
CAGGGGAGGAGGGGGGUGGGAGAGCAUGCGGAGCUGAGACAGGUGUUGCUGGGUCUUUGCGCAUCGCCAGUGAGACCGUUUGGCAGGAUGGGAGCCGCGAGGACACCUACGCAACCCCACCACAGCUUCCCAUGUAUCCUGCUGUCCUGCUUUUCGUAAUACGGAAUUCAAUUAACGCUGGAAACCAACUGAACGUCGCAAUGGUGCACCACUCGGGCUCCAUCCAGUCCUUCAAGCAGCAGAAAGGCAUGCACACCAGCAUCAGCGAGAUCCUGAAGGAGAAAAGCCUGAAGCCGUCUCGCCGCAGCCUGCCCUGCCUGGCCCAGAGUCAGACUCAUCCAAUCAACCUCAACCACUUCCUGUCUGUGCCUCUGAGCCCGGAGCCCAAACCAGAAGUCGAGGUUCUGAGUCAGAGCAUCAGCACCUCCUGCAGCCUCCUGCCCCCGCAGACAGCAGAGGAGGGAAAGGAUCAGUACGUGGAGGAGUCGGAGGCGACUACGUGUGAAACCAGAGCAGACGAGUCGUUUCUGCUACACAAGCCUACAGUCACACGAGCUAAACUAGAGGCUCGCACAGAAUCACUCAAGGGAAAGAAUCGAGCUGGAUCCUCUGGGCUGUUUUUCCGAGAUGGAAAAAAGCGAAUUGACUACAUCCUGGUUUAUAAGAAGUCCAGUCUUCAGGUGGAAAAGAGGUCCACCUUUGAGAAGAAUUUACGGGCUGAGGGUCUAAUGCUGGAGAAGGAGCCCUCCUUGACGAAUAACGACAUCAUGUUUGUGAAGGUCCACGCUCCUUGGGAUACGCUCUGCAAAUACGCAGAGCAGAUGAACAUCCGAAUGCCUUUCAGGAAAAAAUGUUACUUUACGGAGUGGAAGAGCAAAACCUUGGGCAGCAGGUUUCAACUGAGAUGUUGUCAGAUAAAAAGCUGGCUUCCCAGAAAUCCCAUGAAGCUGGACAAAGAGGCCUUGCCUGACCUGGAGGAAACCGAAUGCUACACAGCGCCCUUCAGCAGAGCACGCAUGCACCACUUCACUAUCAACAAUAGAGAGACCUUCUUCUCCAAUUCCACCAGAAGCAGAAUAGUUCAUCAUGUGCUGCAGCGCACCAAGUAUGAGGACGGAAAAUCAAAGAUGGGUAUCAACCGAUUAUUAGGCAACAACACAUAUGAGGCUGCAUUUCCUCCUCAUGAGGGAGGUUACAAGAGCACACACCCGAUUAAGACACACGGUGCCCAGAACCACAGGCAUCUUCUGUAUGAGCGCUGGGCCCGCUGGGGAAUCUGGUACAAAUACCAGCCUCUGGAUCUCAUCAGGAGGUACUUUGGUGAGAAAAUUGGUCUUUACUUUGCGUGGUUGGGCUGGUACACCGGCAUGUUGAUCCCUGCUGCCCUGGUUGGCGUUCUCGUCUUUCUUUAUGGUCUCUUCACGAUGGACUCCAGCCAAGUCAGUAAAGAGAUCUGUGAAGCCCACACCACCACCAUGUGUCCUAUGUGUGAGGACACGUGUGAUCCAUGGACGCUGAGUGACAGUUGUGUCUACGCAAAGGUGACCCAUCUGUUUGAUAAUGGCGGCACGGUGUUCUUUGCUAUCUUCAUGGCUAUUUGGGCCACAGUAUUCCUGGAGUUCUGGAAGAGGAGGAGGGCAGAACUGACUUACGACUGGGAUCUUAUCGAUUGGGAGGAGGAAGAGGAGGAGCUGCGGCCUCAGUUUGAAGCCAAGUACUCCAGGGUGGAGAGAGUCAACCCCAUCUCUGGCAAGCCCGAGCCUUUCCAACCCUUCUCAGACAAACUCAGCAGGCUCAUGGUGUCUGUGUCCGGAAUAUUCUUCAUGAUUUCCCUCGUUCUGACAGCCGUGUUUGCCGUGGUGGUUUUCCGUCUCAUUGCGAUGGAGCAGUUUGCUUCCAUCAACUGGUACUUUGUGAAGAAAAACUGGCAGUUUGCCACCUCUGGCACCGGCGUCUGCAUCAACUUUAUGAUCAUCAUGUCUCUCAACGUGGUGUAUGAAAAGGUGGCCUAUUUGCUGACAAAUUUAGAGCACCCACGGACAGAAUCUGAGUGGGAGAACAGCUUUUCUCUGAAGAUGUUCUUGUUCCAGUUUGUAAAUUUGAACAGCUCCACAUUUUACAUCGCUUUCUUUCUCGGAAGGUUUGCUGGCAGGCCUGGAAAAUACAAUAAACUCUUUAAUCGAUGGAGACUGGAGGAGUGUCACCCCAGUGGCUGUUUGAUUGAUCUGUGCCUGCAAAUGGGAGUCAUCAUGUUCUUCAAACAAAUCUGGAACAACUUCAUGGAGCUCGGUUAUCCCUUGCUGCAGAACUGGUGGUCUCGUAGGAAGAUGAAGCAAGGAGGUGGUGGAGGGCAGAAUGUAGAAAAUAAAUCCCAGCUCCCACAGUGGGACAAAGACUGGAAUCUGCAGCCAAUGAACGCCCAUGGACUGGUGGAUGAAUACCUUGAAAUGGUUCUCCAGUUUGGCUUCACCACCAUCUUUGUAGCGGCGUUCCCGCUGGCUCCCCUCCUCGCUCUGCUCAACAACAUCAUUGAGAUUCGUCUUGACGCCUACAAGUUUGUCACUCAGUGGAGGAGACCCAUGCCUGCCCGAGCCACUGACAUAGGUAUCUGGCAUGGGAUUCUCGAAGGUAUCGGCGUGCUGGCAGUCAUCACCAACGCCUUUGUCAUCGCCAUCACCUCAGACUACAUCCCCCGCUUUGUUUACGCCUUCAAAUAUGGCCCCUGUGUGGACAAGGGACACCACCAUGCGGAUGAGUGUUUGCGAGGCUACAUGAACAGUAGCCUGUCUGUGUUUGAGAUGAAGAAUAGCAGCCAAGUCAAAUACUGCAGGUACAGAGACUACAGAGCGCCGCCCUGGAGCUCAGUGCCGUACGAAUUCACCCUGCAGUUCUGGCACGUCUUGGCUGCCAGGCUGGCCUUCAUCAUCGUCUUUGAGCACCUGGUGUAUGGGAUCAAGUCCUUCAUAGCGUACCUCAUUCCGGACAUGCCCAAGGAUCUCUGCGACCGCAUGAGGAGGGAAAAGUACCUAAUGCAGGAGAUGAUGUAUGAAGCAGAACUGGAGCACCUGCAGAAGGAGAGGAAGAAGAACGGACGGCGUUAUCACCACGAGUGGCCUUAGCUUUUACCCCCAUGUCUCCACUACACGCCGCACAGCCCUCAACUCACAGGCAUGACUCCCCCCCUGCCUGCUUCUUUAUGUAUUUUAGCUUUGAGAGUCUAGCUUCACUCGGCUGAUUCUGUACACCAAAGACACCCUCUUCAGUCACCAGAUCCUCCCCACAAAAACCUGUCUGGCUUCAGGCUGUGACCCGACCACUCCCUCGCCAUCUGUUCCACGUCCAGCGCAUUCUGCCCCGCCCUGCCCUGCCCCGCCCCCUCACCUGGCUUCAUCCAGCAGGUUGCCCUUGGGUCUGUGCUGUGUCAUGGCUUCACUGGGAAAACCUGUGCAAUUGUAAUGUUUACUAUGCAGAUCAAGGGCUGCAGAUCACCACUGUUCACUUUUGGCACCCAUCCUGCACUCUCUCUGUGUGGCAGCUAGCACUUCGCUUUGACUCUGUGUGGUGCAGCUUGCAGCAUGGCCGUGUUUUUCUCCCUUGAGCAUCAGCAGAGGUGCCGUUUGGCCUAUUAUAUGUGACAGAGCUACUGUGGCACUCGGCAUUUCUUGUUGCAAAAGAGAUUCUGGUGAUGUGGCUACCAAAUACAACACUGUUCUUGCAAAGCGACUGUAUAUUGCCCUUGAAGCAUGCUGAUUAAUAUUUGCAGCAAGAAAAGUAACAAAAAUAAAAGCAGCAGCAUUCAUUGUGGAGGAUGUGAACAUGCAUUAGGUACAUCCGACAAAGAAUUCUCUAUGACAUUAUAUAAAGUGCAUGGUAAUAUUGUUUUGUACCUUUUGAUAGACAAAGUCCCUGUCAUGAUGCCUGGUUCACGUGUGGGUGUACUCAGUGUGAGCUGUGUGUUAAUCUCAGUGCUACUGCUGAGCUUGACCGUCUUGAGUUGAGGAAAUGUGAACUUUUUGAUUGUGCCUACAGUUGUGCGCCCCACGACUGUGUCACCAACAUCACGUGUGCCUGUUUGUGCUGCACGUGCUUUUUUUCAAGUGCAAGAAAUAUUCUCUCGUCGUUCCGUUGUGUGAUCUUCUGCAAACUCUCUGAACUCUCCUGGAAGGAUUUGUUUUGGAUGUGAGUCACACCACAGUACCUACUCGGGUCUCGGCUAAUGGCCCUGAAACACGGUAUACGUUGUAAUGUGACUCCCAUCAUGAACAAUGUACACACUCGCAUGCAGGAGCCUCAAAUCUGCUCUUCCGUUCUGUGCCCGCAGCCUGUUUUUCAUUUGUUGUUGGAAGCCCUGAAGCGUGGUUGAAACUUGGAUCACUUAGACAUACCUGUGGCUUGGAUGUUCAGCUUGCAAAGAACAUCCAUCCACUGUUCUUCGCUCAUAAAGUACGCCAACAUACUCCAGUUCCUUUGCUAAGCACAUGGUCAGAUGCGGUUUUCUGCUGCUUCCUGACCUUUACUGAUGUGAAACUGAGAAAUUAGGUUUUGUCAAAUGCAAAGUCGUGACCUUUUAUUGUGGUCAGUUCUGAUGUCACAGAGCUGUAAUGCUUUGGGGAACUCAGGAAAACAGGCAGCAUGAGCGACGCAUCCAUCUGUGAGGCUGAGUCAGAGUCAUAAUCAUUUCCUGUUUCAUUCAUGUUGAGAUGGAGAGUUGUGAAGUGAACAGUAUUAAUGAGGGGGUUUCUAUUUUGCUGGUGAUGAGGGGACCUAUUAUGCUCAUUUUCAGAUUCAUACUUGUACUUUUGGUUAUUACUAGAACAUGUUUACAUGCUUUAAUGUAAAAAACCCCCACUGUUUUUCAUAUAGUGCCCAUGGCUACUGUACCUCUAUUCACCCUCUGUCUGAGACGCUCCCUUUUAGCCUGUCUGUUUAGCCCCGCUCUCACAGAAACCGGUUAUAAGCUUCUAAACCGUCUCUGGCCCCGUCUGCUCUCAUUGGUCAGUGUUUAUGGGUCUUAUGCAUCUGUGAUCUCGCUGUCUCUGCACCAUCAGUCAUCAUAGCCAGAAAAAUGACACUCCUGUUUCUACUGAGUUUCUAAUGUAUUUAAAGGUAUUUUGGUGUUUCUUCCAGAAAUUAUGAAUAUCCAUACGUUUUGUAUGUUUGUCUGUGUUGCCACGUUGCCUAUGAAAACACAAUGUACACAUGCUACAUUCAAUUUUAACACAUCUGUCACCACUACGAGACAACCCACAACACCAUUCAUAGGCAGAAGGGACAGCUAAGUCAAUGUAGCUGUUACCUUUGCUGUUCUGCCUUAAAAAUAUAAACACAGCUGCAAAUCUAAGCAGAGUUUUCAUUUAUGUCUGUGACCAUUUAUUUUAAAAUGCCUGUAAGGUUGGUUUUAAUAAGGAGUGGGUUAAAUAAAAAAGAAGAAGCUUUAAAACCAAAAGCUUGUCAUGGUUCCAACAGGAAUGUGAUGUGAAAUUGGGGGGAAAUUAACAACAUCAGCAACCAAGAUUACAGGUUCCCCUGAUAUUAGCAUGUGGCUACAUGUAGCAGUGUUUGUAAUGUAAACACUGCAGUAACGUGCCUGGAGCAGGUGACUAUAUAUCAUGAAGUGACGUCAGCUUGAGCCAAGAGUAGAGAAAGCUGUUGGAAACGGAGCAUUUAGAACAGUUUGAAACAUGAAACUUGUGCUCAGAGGAAUUACUUUUACAUAGGUAAGUAAGAAAAUAAGAGCAUAAUAGGUCCCCUAUUAAAUGUUGGCUUAAGAGUUUCAGUACAGGUCAUGUUGAUCACAUGAUGGUAAAUAAGAUCUAACUGCACUGAAGAUAAAUAAUAUCUAUAAUAAUAACUACCCUGAAUGCAUUGCACAACACUUGAAAACGUGGAAUUUAUAAUUUUACACCAAUUGUACACAUCUUUGUAUAUACAUUUUAUGAUGUAUGUAAUGUUUGUAUAUUUUUUAUUUUCUGCUCUCAGUAUGAGUUCACCCGUUUUCACCCUCAGAUAAACGAGAGUUAAUGUCCACAUUUCUCAGGUGUCCUCUGAAUGUUUUAUAUUUUCUAAGAUGCAAUCAAAGGUGUCCUGCUUUUUAAGAUAUAUAUAUUUUUGCACUGCAGUGCAUUUGCAUGACUAUGAUGCACACUCACAGUUGAAAGCAUGUUAGAUUUUUCUUUGCAUUAUCAAGGUAUAAGUAUAGAGCGUAUCAGAAAGAAGACAUGUGAUGCAGGUUGUUGGUUAACAAGUGUUCAGUCCAUCAUCACAAUCAUUUCAUUCACAAGAGAGUUUUUUAAGCUCAUUAGAAAAUGAGUCCAGGUUUUCAGAAUAUCUUCCCUGCUAUGUGAACAUUAAAAAUCUAUGCAUGUUGUUAGUUUGAACAGAUGCAGAUGUAAAUGUUCUGGUACAUUUGUACUGUAGAGUAUGCAUGACCUAACAGCUGCUUCGAGCAGAGCUAACUUCUGUAAAGUUGUUAACAGCGUCUUAAACAUAUCACCUCCCUUUUCAGUGUUGAUUCUUUUCUGUAGGUCCGGACAAGACUUUAUGUUACUUGAUGUGGCCGAAUUUUAACCUGUAAGAGUAUUUUCUGAAUAAAAGUUUGGACUUUUUAUUUAUAUAAUAUGGAAUUUCAAGGACAGUCAAAUAAAACUAAACCUUCAGAUUUGCUUUGUUUGAACACUCAACUGGGAAUUUAUGUUUACCCCCUAACAGCUGAUGUGCUUAACCUAAUGUGAUAGGGGUAAUUUUAUGAAUGAAUAUGACCUUGGAUGUUUGACUUGCUCGGCUAUUAAUCUUUUUCCUGUUAUCUCUUCUCUGAGAGCAUCGGUUCACAUUCUCACUAACACAAAUGCUGCACAGUGGUGGAAAGGCUGCCUUCAUGCCUUCUGCUGUUAGCAAUAGCACAAUAUGGGUAUUGCAUAAUGAGUAAUAAUGGCAUGACCUUGCACAUCUCUGAAAAUAUAACAGUCUAGGGGGGGAUUAAGCUUUCUGUUUUCCGCUUUGCCUCCUAAUAGGAUUGUGCUUGAGCAAGUGUUGUACUUGACGUGGAAGCACAGUGACAUUAGACCGUAGAUUUAACUGUACAAUAGGGUGGUUUCAGUCGUGACAUGAAGUGUAUCAAUAACAUUGUUUACUUCGUUCCUGUUUACAUGUAAAAACAUAUUGAAAUGUAUAAAAAUAAUGUAACAUAAAAUAAUUUGGAUAUCACUCUUUUUCUGUAAUAAAUCAUGGAUUGUAUCUUUUAAAUCAAA